Molecule: messenger RNA, 2154 nt
Organism: Hydra vulgaris (swiftwater hydra)
Lineage: Eukaryota; Metazoa; Cnidaria; Hydrozoa; Anthoathecata; Hydridae
Source: RefSeq, a predicted model, not a curated record
AUGUCGCGUGAGUCUAGCUUUACAGAAGUAAAAAAAAAAUCAAGUAUAGGUAUAGAAUAUAGGUAUAAAUAUAGAAAAAGAAUAGGUAAUAAUAUUCCUGAUGUUCCUGAUUAUUACCCUGAUCACUGCCAUAGGGAUGAUUUUGGAAUUGUUGAACAUGUGGUGGCAUCUGCUGUUCCAUAUCUCACUCAUGAUGGUUUGAGUGAGUGUCAGCAGCAGUUGCGAGGUAGGAGUCUUAAAUCAAACUCAUGCUAUAUUUCUACCAUAAUUAACUCUUUUGAUAUAAUUUUUCUAUCCGAGCACCGGCUGUCAAAUGUCGAGCGAUUUAUUUUAUAUGAUCUAUCAGCUCCAACACAUCAAAUAUUUUUUCACUCUGCUGAAAAGAAAGAAUACGGAAGACCUUUUGGGGGAAAUGCUUUUUUAGUUUGUAAAAACUUACUGCUUUCUCUUCACGUAAUACACGAAGAUGAACACAUUCUUGCAAUAAAAGGUUCAUAUGGCAACAGUGUUUUUAUUUUUAUUGGAGUUUAUCUUACUUCAUGCAGAAAUACUUCUGAAUCAUUAAAACAAUAUCUGUCUCAACUUAGUGUAAUUGCCUCCAUCAUUAACACAUACGAGGAUGAAGAAGAGUGUAUAACUGCCGGCGAUUUUCAGUUAUUUCCUGAAAAUAUAUAUGACACGGAAGUUCGAAAUAACCAAACACGAAACAACUUUUCUAGGCAUUUAUCUAAUUUUCUUGAAACAAACGAGCUUUCUUUUUUGGAUAUAAUUAGUGGUACUGGUCCUACCUAUACCUAUAAGCAUAAAACACUAAAUAAUUCAUCUUACAUCGAUCACAUAGCAUAUGCAUGGAAGGAUGACAACUUUAUUGAAAUUUAUAAUCGGAAUCUCUCUCAGUUCUUCGAAGAUUACGCUUUUAUUGGAGAAGCAAUAGAAAAACAAACUCAAACAACAUGCGAAAAAAUAAACAAUGCUGCCGCUUUAGCUAUGAAAGAAUGUUAUCAAAAAAAAGAGUUUUGCAUUUACUCUAAAUCAUGGUGGACACCGGAAGUUAAAUUAUGCAAAGACAUUCUCUCUUUCCACUUUAAAGAAUGGAAAAAAUGUAACUAUUGCAGAUCGCAGGAAUCUAUUUCAUUUAAUAAAUACAAGCUAGCUCGUAAAAAUUUUCGUAAAACAUUUUGGAACAAUAUCCGAAAAAUUAAAUCUAUUCCGAACACUCGUAUUCUUACAAUAAAUAAGAAACAAGUUGGAAAGGAAAUUGUAGAAGAAUUUCGACAAAACUUUAAUACAAUUUUCAACACUCCCACAAUUACUAACAACAAUUCCGAACACCGCAAUAUUCCCCAACUUAUAGUUGAACCUAAUAAAAUACUCUUAUCAACUUCCGACAUUGAAUCUUGUAUUCGUAAGCUAAAGUCUAAUAGAUCACGUGACUCUUGUGGAAUUACUGCAGAGCAUCUUAAAUACUCUUCUAAUAACAAUCUUGUUACAUGGCUUUCAAAGUUUUAUAACAGUAUUUUUAAUAAUGGAGCUGUGCCAGAGUACUUAUCAACUUCCAUAAUUACCCCAAUAGUAAAAUCCUAUAAAAAAUCUCUUAAUAAUUCAGAUAACUAUCGCGGUAUUAGUAUUACACCGACCUUGACAAAACUCUUUGAAUAUAUUAUCAUGCAAGUAUGUCCGGAAAUAUCAGACAUUCACUCUCAUCAAUUUGGUUUCAAGCAAAAUAGCUCCACCCUGCAUGCAGAGUUCCUAUUGAGUGAGACAUUAAAACAUUAUAAUAAUAAUAAAUCGCCAGUAUAUAUCUGUAGUUUAGAUGCAAAUAAGGCUUUUGAUAGCUGUAACUGGGAUUUGCUGUUUGAGAAACUUUAUUACAACAAAAACUUACCGCUAUCAGUAGUUCGCGCACUACAAUCAUUAUAUCGCUCGGGUACAGCUAAUAUAUCAUACCUUGGACAUAAAUCAAAUAAUUUCUGCUUGACUCAAGGUGUGCGACAAGGAUCCAUUUUAUCGCCACAUUUAUACAACAUUUAUACUGAAAGUAUAUUAAGUCAAAUUGUUUCCGAUUGUAAAGUUGGAACAACAGUAAUUGAAUCUGUUUAUCAGAUUACUGAGCAAUCCGACUUGUCUUUCCUUGAUUUUAACUCAAAUAUCUAA